AUGGUUGUGAUUCGCGUUGAAGAAUUCGCGAAAGUGCAGGUCAUCUCAGAUGGCACUAGUCAUGUUCCUUCAUUAAGAACAUGUCAGCGGCCAGUUCAAGAUUAUGCAUACGCAUCGAAUAAAACGAACCAGAAGAGUUAUUAUAAAAAUCGCCGUAAUUCAUCCGUACGUUCACUUCAAUCGAUGGGUGCUUCAACAUCGGAUUAUAAUCACGAACCUUCACGAGUUACUUCGCUGAAGCGACAACUCUCAUUUUCAGCUGCUAUUUCAACGGCUGAACAUCAAGAUGAUACUAUUAAUUCGCAAUCAUUUUCAGGUAUUUCGAACUUGGGUAACACGUGCUACAUGAAUUCGGUUCUUCAGUGUCUAUCUGCAUGCUCCCAGUUAUCACAUUAUUUUUUAUCAAAUGAAUUUUUGAAUAAUCUUCGUCAAGUAGAAUGUGUUGAUUGCACGAAUGAGAGGAAAAUAUUACAGAGUAAAACUCGUGCACAGCUUGAAAAUAGUGAGCAUUAUGGAACGGGUGGUGCACUGACGGAAGUAUUCGCAGAUACAAUCAAAUCGUUAUGGUCGAAUGAUAUCGAUGAACGAACUGUUCGCCAUUUUCAUGAAGUUGUGUGUCGAUUCAACAAUGAAUAUGGAACAUUUAAACAGCAGGUUAUUCCUUUUUUCUUUUGUUAUAUUCUCUGUGUUUUGAAGGAUGCACAAGAGUUUUUAAUGUGGUUAUUGGAUAAAAUACAUGAGGAUCUCAAUACUGCAAUCAAACGCCUUUAUAAAGAUAUUACGGUGUAUGGAUCUGAAAAAGAUAAAGCCGAAAGCAGUCGUAGCAAUCAUCUUCAAGCACAUUGUUCCAUCAUUAUUAGACUGUUCAGUGCGCAGUUCCGCUCGAGCAUUUACUGUCCACGAUGUCAUACGGAGGCACUCAUAUUCGACCCGUAUAUGUGUGUUUCUCUGCAGAUCCCGCAAGAGUACGUCAUCUUAUGUAUUUCUUUAAAGAAAAAAACACGUACUUGUGCGGCACAAAAUCCUAAGCUUAUCAUUUGUGAAUUGGAUGAAUCUGGUUAUUGUAAAUUAAUGUCAAAUGAGGCAUCAAUAGAAAGUUUGCAUUCCGACAAAUUAAGUGCAGUUGAAAUGCCCGAAUUUUAUCCGUCAUCUUCCGAUCCAGUUUCGACCGAAUUCGUUAAUGUCAUAUUUUCGAUAAUCGAAGUUCAUUCGCGUCUUGAUCGAAAGCAAGAGCAACGUGCCAUAACAAUGAAUCAAAACUUGACCGAUAUUGCUGUUGUUCAGUUACGCUUUGAAGUUACGGAUCAAUUUAUAACGAAUUUCAUGGUCUCUGAACCUGAACGUGUUUUAGUGGAUUCUUCAAGUGAUAGUCUAAAAGAAACUAGUCAGUCAACAGCGCUGACAUUAACUAAGUGCUUGGAUUUUGACAAUUUUCAGGAAUUCACACGCCCAGAGUUGAUUGAAUGGAAGUGUGAAAACUGUGGUUGGAAUAAAGGAGAAAAGAAAAUGAAAUUCCGUUCAUUGCCACGUGUUCUUGUGUUUCAUUUGAAAAGAUUUCGACGGGUAGUCUUUAUGGGUGAUGGUAGGAUGCUGAAGCUAGAUCGAGCGAUACACUUUCCAACUGAAGGACUCGAUAUGUCACCUUAUGUGCAUUCUUCUUCAAAUGAUCUUCAUAGUAUUCAUUCGUGUCUUUAUUUACUUUCAGUUAAAUCGCUUUUAUUUAAGAAACCAUUCAAAACUGACCGCUAUAAUAUGCAAUAUUCGGAUGGUGAAAUGCAUUUAUCAAAUUCAAGUAGCUGUUGGGACAGUGGAAGUUUAAGAGAUGAAUGUUAUUCAAGCGAUGAUUGCUUGUAUGAUUUGUUUGCUGUUGUUCAUCAUAUUGGAGGCACGAUAAACGCAGGCCAUUAUACGGCAAGUACACGAAAUGCUGUUGAUUCGAAGUGGAGAGCUUAUGAUGAUUGUUUUGUGCGUAUUGUGAAUCCAAAUGAUAUUGCGAAAUGCAGUGAUGCAUAUCUGCUGUUUUAUGAGAGACGCAUCAAUCGAAAACACACACCAAGCAUUCAUACAGGUUCUUUCAUUAAUUUCCAUCUCCUGUACCACUGCUUUUUAUUGGCACGAUUUGCCUAUUAG
Anisakis simplex (herring worm) is the source of this 2130-nucleotide messenger RNA. Lineage: Eukaryota; Metazoa; Nematoda; Chromadorea; Rhabditida; Anisakidae. The record is from the annotation of a GenBank genome assembly.